Paramisgurnus dabryanus is the source of this 2000-nucleotide messenger RNA. It is a transcript of the gene sp8a, whose product is annotated as sp8 transcription factor a. Gene Ontology annotation, biological process: regulation of transcription by RNA polymerase II. NCBI's taxonomy places the organism in Eukaryota, Metazoa, Chordata, Actinopteri, Cypriniformes, Cobitidae. Gene Ontology annotation, molecular function: RNA polymerase II cis-regulatory region sequence-specific DNA binding; DNA-binding transcription factor activity, RNA polymerase II-specific. The record is from RefSeq and is a predicted model, not a curated record.
GAGGGACUUAUAAAUGUAAAGACAUUUCCACAGGUGCACCGACACUCGUGGGAUGGCAACUUCACUUCUUGGGGAGGAACCGAGGGUUGGAUCCACUCCAUUGGCUAUGUUGGCAGCAACCUGUAGCAAAAUCGGAGGCUCCAGUCCUUCAUCGGACAGCGGCUCGUUUGGGAAAGCAGGAUUUCACCCAUGGAAACGUUCGGCGCCCAGUAGCUGUUCUCUGUCGCCGUUCGGCGCGCAACGAAACGAUUCAUUCUGUGCCAACAGCUCCUUUUCCGUAACGGGCACGAAUUCCUCCACGAGCCCGUUUGGAAACGACUACCCCAUGUUUCAGACAUCAGUCGCCAACAGUUCUCAGGACCCGAGCGCGCAGUCAGUGUUCAUCUCUAAAGUUGAGACUCUGCAGGGAAUUUACCCAAGGAUGAGCGUUGCGCACCCGUACGAGACGUGGUUUAAAUCCGCGCACGCUGGCUUAUCCGCAGGAGACGUGGGCACUGGCACCGGGUCGUCCUGGUGGGAUGUGGGUGCCGGCUGGAUUGAUGUUCAGAGCGCAAACGGGGCAGCGCUCCAAACCUCUCUGCAUUCGCCCCUGGGUGGGUACAACACAGACUAUUCCCCUCUCACUCACUCCGCGUUCAGUACAAGUCCGUCUCCACAUCUUCUCACGGGUGGCCAGCACCUGAUGGACGGGUUCAAACCGGUUUUAUCAGCGACCUACGCGGAAACCAGUCCUGGUUCAAUGACCAAUAGCGCAGUUUUAGCCGGGUCACCUGCGGUAUCUCUGGUUGGAUCUCCCCGCUCUUCCUCCAGGCGGUAUUCAGGCAGAGCGACCUGUGACUGUCCGAACUGUCAAGAGGCGGAGAGGUUGGGUCCCGCAGGUGCCAGCCUGCGCAGAAAGGGCCUCCACAGUUGCCACAUUCCCGGCUGUGGAAAGGUAUACGGGAAGACGUCUCACCUCAAAGCGCAUUUGCGCUGGCACACCGGGGAGAGGCCGUUCGUCUGUAACUGGCUGUUUUGUGGAAAGCGCUUCACCCGGUCCGAUGAGCUCCAGCGGCAUUUACGCACGCACACCGGGGAAAAGAGAUUCGCCUGUCCGGUGUGCAACAAGCGCUUCAUGCGCAGUGACCACCUCAGUAAACACGUGAAAACACACAGCGCCGGUGAGCCCGGGUCUAACGGGAUAAAAAAGGGCAGUGAUACCGACAGCGAAAACAGCGUCCCGGGCAGCCCUUCCUGUCAAUCUCCUGAAAUGAUCCAAACCACAGAACCCGUCCAGAACGGUGUUAGUCGCUAACAAAACUACUGAAAAUGUAAGGCACAUUCAUUAAAACAGUCAUCUGAUGGACGCACGAAUAAUCUCGGUUUCUCUAGCUGAUAUCACGCAAGAGGUUGUGUCAAAAUAGACGUCAAAAAGAUUUUUAACAAUCAUGCAUUGGCAGAAGGUUCCUCUCAGGUGUUAUAAGAGAUUUUAAUAAGUUCAUCUAAGACUGAAAUACAGCUGAAUAUGUAACUCGAGCUUAACUUUCUCAUAUUUCCUGUAAACACAUUCUUGCAUUCAGUCACGUCUAUUGAGGCACUUUAUUAUCUGAAUACAAAAAUCAAGGUUUUUAUUUCUGCACAAGCGAAUUUUCUUAUACUAUAUUUUUAUGCUUCUUGAUUUUGAAAUGUUAAGCCUGACAUAAAAUCCACCUCUGACCCAGUGAGCCUAUGAAACGAUUUAAAGAAAAUUCAGAAAUCAAUUCAAUAGACAGACAGUGUCCACAUGAACAAAUCUUUUGUACAUUACUCUUAGUUUUUUGUGCAGUUGAUAUCAGUGAAUUGAAACUCAUCGAAAUGCAAAGUGAAUAUUGUAUAUAGAAUUGUCUGGAAACUCUAUUUAUCAUUGAGUUUGAUUUGUGCUUUGAAGUCUAUCAGAGUCGCACUUUGAAUCUAUAUUUAUAAUUUUAGGAUCGAAUCAACUCGAUCAGUCGGUUUAUCUUUUGUUUUAUUAUUAUUAUUUA